Messenger RNA from Strongylocentrotus purpuratus (purple sea urchin), 3229 nucleotides. Its product is annotated as vasoactive intestinal polypeptide receptor 1. Bases 1 to 1788 code for a protein of 595 amino acids. Gene Ontology annotation, molecular function: peptide hormone binding; G protein-coupled peptide receptor activity. The record is from RefSeq and is a predicted model, not a curated record. The transcript is spliced from 11 exons. Gene Ontology annotation, biological process: adenylate cyclase-modulating G protein-coupled receptor signaling pathway; cell surface receptor signaling pathway. Gene Ontology annotation, cellular component: plasma membrane. NCBI's taxonomy places the organism in Eukaryota, Metazoa, Echinodermata, Echinoidea, Camarodonta, Strongylocentrotidae.
AUGAGUGUCUCGGCAUCGUCACAAGAUAAUAUCAUUCGUCAGAUAAUGACAGCAAAACUGGAAGCAAAAAACAGCUGUACGUGGAAAAUGGCAAGAGACCCGCCAACCGAAGGUGUCCACUGUAACCGUACCUGGGAUGGUAUCCUGUGUUGGCCAGACACUCUCGCUAACUCCGUACAUAGGCUGCCUUGCCCGAUCUACCUUACCGACACUACGACAAGAGUAGACAUGUAUGCUUCCAAGAGCUGUGAGGCAGAUGGAAUAUGGUAUAGCGCUGAAAACAACGAAACAUGGACCAACUACACGAUGUGUAGAGCUGCAGAUGAAGAUAACAGCAUCUAUGAGAAGAUCUACCAGUCUCUUCAAAUUGUAUACAGUAUUGGAUACUCUCUCUCGUUAAUUUCACUCGUCGUUGCCAUGGGAAUAUUCCUUUACUUCAGGAAGCUAAGGUGUACACGUAACAUGAUCCACAUGCAUCUCUUCAUGUCGUUCAUUCUCCGUGCCAUCUUUGUCUUCAUCCGGGACAUCAUUCAGGCCCAGAACGAAGCCGGCUUGCUCAAAUCCGAACUCCAGGCCGAGCUCCGAGCCGAUUCCGGGAACGACUCGUUACCUGUAGAUAGAGGGAAUCCGGGAUGCAAGGUAGCCUUUACCCUGAUCCAGUACUUUCUGGUGGCAAAUUUUUACUGGCUGCUGGUAGAGGGCGUUUAUCUCCACUCAUUAAUCACACUGGCAGUAUUUUCAGAGAAGUCUAUCUACAGAUACAUCGCGCUUGGAUGGGGUUGCCCUGCAUUUGUGGUGGUCCCAUGGGCAAUAGUGCGAUCGUUCAAAGAGUCAUCGGGGUGUUGGUGGAACGAUGUCACGCGAGAUUCAAGUUACUGGAUAAUCAAGGCACCCGUCAUGAUAUCUGUUAUCGUGAAUUUCGUCCUGUUUCUCCACAUAUUGUGUGUCUUGGCCACUAAGCUGAGAGCGAGUAACGCAGCUGAGGCAAGAACGUACAGUAAAUUGGCCAAGUCGACGCUGAUUUUGAUUCCGCUGUUUGGAGUGUAUUACAUCAUCACUGUUGGGAUGCAUUUUUCGAACGAUACCACGAUGGUCUAUAUCAGAAUGUACUUCGAACUCAUUCUUUCACCAUUCCAGGGUUUUCUCUUAGCGAUCCUUUACUGUUUCAUGAACGGAGAAGUGAAAAACGAGGUCAAGCGAAAAUGGCGUCUCCAUCUUUUGAACAGAACUCUGAGCACCCAUAGAACAUUGCGAAGCUGUCAGUCACGCUCAUCGUGUUCGACACCGCCUCGGAAAGAUUCGAUGAAGAACCAUUCCGUGUUUGAAACCAGCAUCGGGCGCUCGACGAUCGGCGAACGAUUCUUCGCGCUGAAGAAACAAUUCUCGCGAGGCGAUUCGUCCAAUGGUCACGUGGGAAAUGGCUCCCUAGGCAACAGCAUCGCGAUACCUGACCCUACUGAGCCGAGACCGACGCCUGAUGGCGCUGCAGAUCGGAGCAACAUGUAUGAUCACCAUCCACCCGACUUCGAUGACCUCGAGAACGACGUCGAGGUGAAUGAGAAAACCAAGAUUGAUAUCAAGAUCGAGGAGGCUUCUGAUGACACUCCAAACAGUGAUCGCGAUGAGAGGAUCCUCUUAGAGGAUGGAACUGAAGAGAAAAGCGAUGUUUUUGAGGAUGAUGAGGAGGAAUGCGAUUGCGAUAUGGCUUGCAGUGAAGGCCACACCAAACACGAUGUCAAUGAUAGUGAUUCAAGACAAAUAUUCAGUAACAUUGAGACCGAAGUCUGAACUCAGCGUCUCUGAGGCCCGGACUCAACAUUGUACAAAAAUGAUUUGAACUUUCGUCAACGUUUCUCAUGACAAAAAAAAGAUCUUUCAUUACAUUUUACAAAAAUUAUGUACUAUAUUGACGUAAUGUUUCUUGAAUCGACGCUUAAUACCACGAUGCUUUUUUAACUUUUGCAAAUAUUUUGCUCCUUCUGAAGUAAAUCUGACACAAUUAAUGAUUGUUUCAGAACAGAGAGUUUUUCCGCUGUCCCAUUUUCUCCUUGAAAACGAGCUCUAGGCUGAUGUUAGGUGGAGUAGGGUGGAGCAGCAUCGUCAGUCACCGGAAGUGAGAUUUAAUGGCCUGAAUUCACGAAGGAGAUUUAAAUUCAACCCGUGGUUUGAAUCUUCAUUUACAUAACCCAUGGUCUAAAAUUAGCGAAUCUCAUCGCGUACACAUUCAGAGGUCCAAUAUUAGAAGUCUCAGACCAUUAGUUAUGUAAAUGAAGAUUGAAACCAUGGGUUAAAUUUAAACCUUCCUCGUGAAUUCGGGCAAUUCAUGAGUCUGGAAUACUUAAAUAACACAUAGAAUAACAGAAAUAGUGUACAUGUAUCCUCCAGCCCUAGACAUAUUAAAGCAGUUUCACCGAGAGCCGGUUAGUGUAAAACACUCUUUCAGAGCAGACUAGAUCGAGUAGAUAGAGUAUAGACGUCAAGCUUCAGAGGGCGCCCUGUCACCAUGUCACGCAUGGGAACAUAGUCAAGGAGGCGAGUGUCAUUUACUCUGGCUAUGAAAAUACCAGGGUAAAAUAUAUGAAAUCAAACUGACCGUAAUUUAUAUUCACAGUUUAGCAUUUAUUUUCCUUGGGAUAAGGUGUGAACUUUGAUUUGCGAGAAAUGUUGGUUUGCUUGCCACCUGUUUCGAGAGGGUUUACUUUCAAAGUUUUACAAUUGAAGUUGACUUCGUAGGUAGAUUACAAAUCCCAUAGUGUUUUGUAGUAAAAGUGAGGACAGCUUUUCCAGGGUGGUGGUGGUGGUGCAGCUCCAAGGAAAUACAAUAGGACAAUAAGGCUAACAAUUCAAGAGUUUAGGAAAAAAAUGUUGGUCAUUGAUGGUUGCUAUUAUAUCCAAUUUGAAUUCCUGGCAAGAAUAGGAAACAAAGUUCGAUUUAAGUGACAUAACUUAAAAACAUUCGUCUUUGUAAAAAAAUCUUGCUGUGUAUUAUUUUUUCAAUUUCCUCGAAGAUUUGUAGUAUACAUUUGAAUGACAGUCGUGUCGUUUUAGUGGUACUCUGUUUUUGUAGCUUUAGUAUAAAAAUGUGUACUGAAGAUAAAAUGUCAAUGUUUUAAGGGAAUUCCACACCAUUCAAGUGUCUUGAGCUUUUUUGUGAUUUUCGUUUAAUAUACGAAAACAAUGCAUGACCAUUUUCAUGCGUGUCGUGGCGGAGGAUGUGUCCAUACCAGGU